Parnassius apollo (apollo) is the source of this 465-nucleotide messenger RNA. The record is from the annotation of a GenBank genome assembly. NCBI's taxonomy places the organism in Eukaryota, Metazoa, Arthropoda, Insecta, Lepidoptera, Papilionidae.
AUGCGUGCUAUAGAUAUAGUAGCUCCUCUUGGAAAAGGGCAAAGAGCGUUAGUAGUUGCUCCACCUCGCACAGGAAAAACUGUAUUGCUUCAGCAAAUGGCUAACUCUAUAGCUAUAAAUUACCCUGAAAUAGAAUUAAUAGUGUUACUUAUAGAUGAAAGACCUGAAGAAGUAACAGAUAUGAUACGUUCUGUAAAAGGUGAGGUAGUGAGUUCUACGUUUGAUGAGCCUGCUUAUCGUCACGUACAGCUUGCUGAAAUAGUAAUAGAAAAAGCUAAAAGAAUGGUUGAGCAUAAAAAAGAUGUGGUAAUCCUACUUGACAAUAUUACUAGACUUGCACGUGCUUAUAACGCUGUUAUUCCUUCGUCUGGGAAAGUUCUAACUGGUGGUGUGGAUUCAAAUGCACUGCAGAGACCCAAGCGUUUUUUGGAGCGGCUCGUAAUAUUGAAAAUGGUGGUUCUUUGA